Molecule: messenger RNA, 2359 nt
Organism: Cryptomeria japonica (Japanese cedar)
Lineage: Eukaryota; Viridiplantae; Streptophyta; Pinopsida; Cupressales; Cupressaceae
Product: UNC93-like protein 1
Exons: 2
Coding region: 510-2024 (504 amino acids)
Source: RefSeq, a predicted model, not a curated record
GUCCAUUUUUAAUAUUUUCUAUCGUUGAAAUUUGAGGACGACUUAUAAAUCCAGUUCACUGCCAGUUUGCUUCCAGAUUUUUAUAUAGAGAGAAUCUUUGAAGCUGGGUUGGAAUCUGCAUGACCAUGAUAUAUUUGCAGCUUUACACGCAAAAUGGAUAAAAUGUCUCCUUAAAAUAUGUAAGAUUCAGUCAUUAUUACACAAAUUGUUUUAAGGAAUUCAUUAAUUCCCGCUCAGAUUGCUAUGCUCCUCAAUCCAUUUUAGCUGUUCAGGAAAUUAGAGAUCCCCAUUUCUUUUAAUGAUCGGAAUUCCACUUAAUUACAGCUAUCAUCCUUUCCGCAAUUUGGUUUACAUAUUCAAACUGAAUCCUGAAAUGGGUUUCUUAUGAAUCUUCUUCUGACAAAUAUCAUAGAGUUGGUUGCUUGACAGCCCUUUUAAUGGGAAACGCUUAGUGGUCCUCAUUCCCGCAGAAAGCCUACACUGGGUUGCUCAGAAAACCUAGCUUUUGCAUGAAAUUAAAAGUGGAGGCUGAAGAAUCCUUUGUUUCUCUGCAAUCGGACUGUUCAAUAAUCCUGAGCGAGAGAGAAAAUCUGUUAUCCGUUCCUUCAGCUAGGUGUUCUGAAGAUUUGAUAUCAAUCAUGGGUGUGUCUGAUGAAGGGAAAUCAUCUGAAGAGGUUCCUAGUAGAAGGUUUCGCUAUAAUUCCCCUGUUGUUCAGAUUAUUCUGAUUGGUUUGAUCUGCUUCUGCUGUCCUGGCAUGUUCAAUGCUCUCACAGGUAUGGGAGGUGGAGGACAGGUGAACGCAGAUGCAGCCAACAAUGCCAAUACUGCUCUUUACACAACAUUUGCAGUGUUUGGCAUACUGGGUGGGGGGAUUUACAACCUGCUAGGGCCUCAUCUGACCCUGUUUGCAGGAUGCUCCACCUAUGUGCUCUAUGCAGGAUCAUUUCUCUAUUACAAUCAUCACCAGCAUCAAUUAUUUGCUAUAAUUGCAGGGGGGGUUUUGGGUAUUGGAGCAGGACUGCUAUGGGCAGGCCAAGGUGCCAUCAUGACUUCAUACCCUAGUGAAGACAAGAAGGGCAAAUACAUAUCCUUGUUUUGGAGUAUUUUCAAUCUUGGAGGUGUGAUUGGAGGUUUCAUCCCCUUUCUAUCAAAUUACCACAAGGAAUCAGGGAAUGUGAAUGAUGGAACAUACAUUGGAUUCAUGUGCUUCAUGCUUGUUGGUACUUUUCUGACAUGGGCCCUGCUUCCACCCCACAAAGUAGUCAGGAAUGAUGGAACUAAGGCGACCCUGAUGAAGUAUUCCAAUCCCAGAACUGAAUUCCUGGAGGUUCUCAAGCUGUUUUUGAAUUGGAAGAUGCUGCUGCUGGUUCCUCCUUCUUGGGCUAGUAAUUUCUUUUACACCUACCAAUUCAAUCAUGUUAAUGGUAAGCUUUUCACAGUAAGAACAAAGGGAUUCAACAAUAUAUUUUACUGGGGUGCUCAAAUGUUGGGAUCUGUGGGAAUAGGGUAUAUUCUUGACCAUGGUUCUCAGAGCAGGAAGAAAAGGGGAUAUAUAGGUGUGUGUACUGUUGCCUUGCUUGGGACUGCCAUAUGGGGUGGAGGGCUUGCCAAUCAGCUGAAAUACAAUGGGGAAGAACCUAAUCUGGAUUUCAAGGACUCUGGGGCCUCUUAUGCAGGCCCAUUUGUCCUCUACUUCUCCUAUGGUCUUCUGGAUGCUAUCUUCCAAACUUUGGUCUAUUGGAUGAUUGGAGCUCUUGCUGAUGACUCCCAAACCCUAAGUAGGUACAGUGGAUUCUACAAAGGUGUGCAGAGUGCAGGAGCAGCUGUUGCUUGGCAGGCUGAUGCACACAAUACUUCUCCAACAGCAGAACUAGUAAUCAACUGGUGUCUUACCUCCAUCAGCUAUCCCCUUCUACUUAUUCUUGUUGCCUUGGCUGUGCAUGACAAAACGACUGAUGCAACUGAUCUUGAAGGGGGUGGGGAUAAAGAAAAUGGAACAGCAAAGGACAGCAUGCAAGUGUAGUUGCAGAGAAAUUCUCCUUACAGAGGAGUGUAGCAAUGGAUAUCACGCAUUCAACGCAAUUUACUAAAUCAUGAAAGUAAUUGUAAUGCAAGCUUUGGUUUAAACUGAUUAGGUCUACUCAGUACUUUAUUGUGAAUCCGUUACCAAGUUCUGAUUUUCCUCCUUGUUAAAGUUGUCUAUUUCCUGUUAUGAUUUCUCCGAGGAAUGCUGAUGAAAUGUGCUCAUCUUGUUUUCUGUUUGCAAAAUUGUGUGAGUGAAACAGAUCAGAAGUGAUUAUUCUGUCAGACUAGACUUUUGUUUUUUACUUGAAUGUAAAAGUGUGUGCAUUUGUGGAA